Brassica napus (rape) is the source of this 858-nucleotide messenger RNA. Its product is annotated as glutathione S-transferase T2-like. The record is from RefSeq and is a predicted model, not a curated record. NCBI's taxonomy places the organism in Eukaryota, Viridiplantae, Streptophyta, Magnoliopsida, Brassicales, Brassicaceae. Bases 1 to 858 code for a protein of 285 amino acids. The transcript is spliced from 2 exons.
AUGGAUUCUAGUAAUCCAUAUAGUCACACGUCCAAGUUUGUGGACCUUUUGAACUGUCAACAAGAUUGUAACCUUCCCAAACCCUUUCCUUAUGAAAGCGGUUCACAACUCCCUGUGUUUAGUACUCAACCAACUGAAACUGCAAGCUUCUGUGGAGACUCACGUUCAGUGCGCAAAGAAAGAAGAAAAUGGCCUCCCUCUGAUGAUCUAGUGCUCAUUAGCGCCUGGUUAAACACCAGCAAGGAUGCUGUAGUCAGCAAUGAGCAAAAAGCAAGUACUUUCUGGGCCGCAUUGCCGAUUACUUUGAAGCUAGUCCGAAGGUGGCAGGAGGUGAUAAGCCAGAACCUCUUCAGUUUCUGUGGAUCAUAUGCGGUCGCAACAAGACAGAAAACUAGUGGUCAGAGCGAGAGUGAUGUUGUGAAACUGGCACACGAAAUAUUUUUCAAUGAUCACAAGACUAAAUUUAAUCUCCACCAUGCUUGGGAGGAGCUCCGCUAUGACCAGAAAUGGUCUGAGCAUGCUACUAGUAAGCUUGGUGGAAACGGUCAGAAGAGAAAGUACGAGGAUGGAGCAGAAACAGCAAGCUCUCAAGCAACCAUCAAUCUAGACGAGCAACCUACCAAACGGCCAGCUGGUGUUAAGGCUUCGAAAGCAGCUUCUACAAAGAAACCAAUCGUAGAUAAUGAGGCUUCAUUAAAGUGUCAGACCAAGUGCUCUAUUAAAGAGAAAGACUUGGCCCUGCAAGAGAGAGUUUCGAAAAUGGCUCUGCUUAACAGCCUCAUUUCAAAAACAGACCCACUUUCUGAAAUAGAACAAGCCGUAAAGACUAAGCUUCUUACAGAGAUGCUGGAUAACUAG